AUGGCCUCCCUAUCGCGCGUAACCCGCAUCAUAUCUGCGACCUCCAAGAGAAAUUCCGCCAUGCCAUCUACGAAUUCCCAAAAAGUAAAUACCACAACCAAACUCCUCCGCGCCACGCAACCCCUCCAAAUCCCAAUCUACAUAACCACCCAAUCGCGCGCAAAACUCGGCAACACGGUGCCUGAACUCACUACACAUUUAACCAACCACCCGCUUGUGCGGGCCGACCUUGACAAAACCCUCUUCUCAAUGAUCACGCCCGAGAUGGAAGCGCUUCUCCCAUCGCCUGAGAAGGGGGAGAAGGCGUUGGAUGUGAUAAUCGUGGGGAUUGAGACGCAUAUCUGUGUGUUGCAGACGACGAUGGAUCUGUUGCGGAGAGGACAUCGGGUGUAUGUGUGUGUGGAUGGGGUGAGUAGUGUGAAUAAAGAGGAGAGGGGGAUUGCGGUGCAGAGGAUGAGGGAUGCGGGGGCGAUUGUGACGACGAGUGAGAGUUUGUUGUUUGAGAUGUUGGGGGAUGCGGGGCAUGAGGGGUUUAAGGUGGUCAGUGGGUUGGUUAGGGAGAUGAAGGAGGAGACGAGGGGGGCGGUGGAGGGAUUGGCGAAGAUUUAA
Molecule: messenger RNA, 609 nt
Organism: Aspergillus niger
Lineage: Eukaryota; Fungi; Ascomycota; Eurotiomycetes; Eurotiales; Aspergillaceae
Exons: 3
Coding region: 1-609 (202 amino acids)
Source: RefSeq, a predicted model, not a curated record